CCUGUGGUGCCAUCUUUAAAAUCAUUCUAGCUUUCUCUGCAUUCCACAUGAAAGCUUCUGUUGUCCCCUGCCUGUGUGAUCUCUGGCUUUAGAAGGGCUUUAAUUGUUUCUUUCCAACCUUUGUUCCUGUGGCGCCAUCUUUAAAAUCCUUCUAGCUUUCUCUGCAUUCCACGUGGAGGCUUCUACUUUCCCCUGCCUGUGUGAUCUCUGGCUUUAGAAGGAUUGUAUUCAUAAUGCAUCUGUUUGAGCCCGCCAGCAUCCUAUCUGCUGCAGCUGUACUGAUGGCGGUUACAUGGACCACUUCGGCUGAACAGCCUAAUGUUUGUACUGUAGUACAAGGGAGAGAUGGACAGAAGGGUGAGAAGGGAGAUCCAGGACCACUGGGAAAUCAGGGAGAAAAAGGAGUGCAGGGCCCACCAGGAAAAGCUGGCCCUCCAGGACCUGCUGGAAGUAUUGGUGAACAAGGCCGAAAGGGAGAUAUGGGACCACAAGGAGCUCCCUGUAAUAUGGAACGUGUGAGCGGCUUGGAAACUUCACUUGCAGCAGCACUCUCGAGAAUUGCAAAACUUGAAAAAGGUCCUGAUUAUGCACUUUUUGUAUUUUUAUAA
This is a messenger RNA of Protopterus annectens (West African lungfish), 608 nucleotides long. RefSeq names its product mannose-binding protein A-like. The record is from RefSeq and is a predicted model, not a curated record. Bases 234 to 608 code for a protein of 124 amino acids. The transcript is spliced from 6 exons. NCBI's taxonomy places the organism in Eukaryota, Metazoa, Chordata, Ceratodontiformes, Protopteridae.